AUGGCGCGCGUGCGCGCGGCGCAAACCUCGCUUCGCGCGCAGCUCGAAGCGAGGCUACAUGAGUUGAAUGAAAAGUCAGUCGACGCCGACCGCGCGCUGCGCGCGGCAAAGCGCGAGCGCGAGGACGUCGGCGUGGAGUUGUACGCGCUGCAAGGCGAGCUCGCGAGGUCGCGCGCGGAGUGGGUGUCGACGGACGAGACGCGACGACGCUGUCGGGAAGCGCGGGAAACGGCCGAGCGUGAUACUGAAGCGUUUGAGCGCGACGCUGAGGGUGCGGCGCGCGCGCUCGAGGAAGCGCGUGGACGCGCGAUGAAACGUCGAGUGGAGUUGGAAGAUUUGGCGCUCGCCACGCGUGAGGACGGCGCCGUGGCGAGAGAUCGCGAAGGCGUCACGGCCGUGAUUCAACGCAUUGCGAGCGUCACUUCGGAUAUGGUUGACACGGCCGAGCGUGAGCGGUUAAAUCGUGAGAUUCGUAUCAAAUACGUGAAGGAGUGCGUGGAGCGCGCCAGAGCGGCGGCGCUCGAAAACGUCAAAGCCGCCGAAGACGCUGAGCGAGACGCGGCGGCGAUUCAGGCGCAAAUCGAAACGUGCGACUAUGCAAUUUCGAGCAUCAACACGAGUAUGGACGCGUCGUGCAAGAGGUGGAAGUUUGUGCUUCAGCAAGUCGGUAAAGAGGACGAGAUGCUAGAGCGGAGUAGAACAGAAGUACGCGAACUGGAGGAAUCGUGUCGCCUUCUCGACGCUGAACGCGACGGCGUGAAAGAAGGCCUCGUUGACGCGUACGCGACGCAAAGCACGCACGUUGAAGUGCUGAGCAGACUAGACAAAGAUAUUGAAGUCGCGGAUGCGCUCAUCGUUUCCUUAAGGGCGGCUAUCGACGACAAGAAGUCUCAAAGUGAUGCCGUACAACUGGGCGCAAGAAACCACGACGAGAUCGCGCGCGGCGAGGAGCGCCGCGCGAACGAAAUCGACGUCGAGAUCGAACGUGUCGAUCAAUCUUACGUGGUGCACACGCACGCGCUUUUCGAGCUCCAAGAGCGCGCGUUAUUGCACGUCGCAGAAAAGAUGACGACGAACAAACUCGCACAAAAACUAAUGCAAUCCACGCGAGAGUUCAGAGAGCGCGCACGUGUCGCGAGAAAUGAAUCAACAGUGGUGAAGCACAAAGUUGCAAAAACCAAGAUUGAGAUGUUGCGCAGCUCGGGAGAAGAGUCAACAAUUCGGGAAAGAUUGGCUGACGUGGAGAAGAACGUUGCGGAGAGGCGUGUCGCCAUCGACGCGUGCGAAAGAGAAAUCGCACGUAACGUCGAGGCAAUCGAAAAUAACACUUCAAAGAUGGACGCACUUAACAAGACACUCGAAAAGUUGCGGGAUGUCUCGCCCGAGCACGUUGGCCCGCUCGAGGCACAAAUUGCGCAUUUACGAAACGAGAUUAAGUCGAACGAACAAAACUGUCGGCGGCUUCGUGAGAUUUGGCUCAGAGCACAAAAAGUCAUUGUAUCCCAUGAGGAACGAUGUCGAGAUGCGAUCGAACAGUUCGACCGGCAUGUGCAAGACAACAACGUACUGACGAAGAAGCGGGAUCGACAUGAGAGAAAUUCGCGUCGUUACGCCGAAGAAUGCGAAUCCAUGAACAAAACAAUCGAGCGUCAACGACGCAAGCUUUGCGCAAUCGAUGAGAAAAUCGCGCAAACAGAAUCCAGUGCGCGCGAAAAUGCGAUUCGAUCGCUCGAAGUCGAGAACGCGCGCGCAGGUGAGAUCGACGCGCUCAGCGGAGAGAAUUUGAAGUUGCGCGUGGAAAUUUCCAAUCGCGAGGAAGCCGUGCGAACUGCGCAUCUGGACGCCGAUCGCAUCAACCGAGCCAUCGCAGAUCUCGAAAGACGAAUUGAGUUUGAACGUCACGCCCAAAUCAUGCUCGAUCCGACGAAAGGAAACAGCGAGGUGGCGAGCGCCAAGCAGGAAAACGCCAAGCUCGCCGUCGUUUUGCACAAACUCGAAUCGACUCGAAGCAACAUCGCGGCGAAGGUAGAGUCUUGCGUCAAGCGUCGAGAGAUAAUCGUCGCAAAAGGCGAUGUGAUUCAAUCCAAAAUCGACGCCGACGGCGAAGAAGCUCGAGAGGCUGAAAUGGUGGCGACUGCGAAGCGCGCUCGGAGCGACGUGCGAAGACGGUUAGCGGAGGCGCAGAAAGCGACGGCGGACCUAAAACCAAAGCUCGACGCACUGGAGAAAGAGUAUCUGGAAACGCAAGACGCGCACGGUAAAAUCGCGGCGAUAAUGUCCGACUUGAGCGAUCGACGUGAUUAUCUUCGCGUCGACGCCACCACGCGUUUAAACGAAAAGUACGAACGCGCGCUCCUCGGCACGAGCAGUUUGCAAAAGAUGGCGCAACGAUUUGAAAAACUUGGUAAAGGCGGAGAAGGCACGGAUGAAAACGUCGAGCGAUCGAAUGACGAGCGUGAACGGUACGCACACUUAAUCUCGCGGUUGGAGUCAAAGCGCGACAAUCUGAGCGCGGCGAUUCGCUAUGAAAUCAACCAGCAUCCGCACCUCACGCAGUCGCUCAGACGUGCGCAGGCGUAUCUUAGCGUGUGUUAG
This is a messenger RNA of Ostreococcus lucimarinus CCE9901, 2595 nucleotides long. RefSeq lists its product with no specific name. The record is from RefSeq and is a predicted model, not a curated record. Lineage: Eukaryota; Viridiplantae; Chlorophyta; Mamiellophyceae; Mamiellales; Bathycoccaceae. The transcript has a single exon. Gene Ontology annotation, biological process: axoneme assembly. Gene Ontology annotation, cellular component: cytoplasm. The coding region runs from base 1 to 2595 and encodes 864 amino acids.